AUGUCUUGGAAUGCUUACACCGAUAACCUCAUUGCCACCAACAAACUAGAUCGGGCUGCCAUCUACAGUGCUGCUGGAGACUCGCAGUGGGCUACCACAAAUGAUCUUACUCUUCUCCCGAACGAAAUCCAAGAAUUGGUUGCUGGUUUCAAAGACCCUUCAGGGCUGCAAGCUACAGGAUUGCACAUCAAGGGCCAGAAAUACUUUCUUUUGAAAAAUGAUGAGCGUUCCAUCUAUGGAAGACAUGAGACUGAGGGUAUCAUUGCUGUCAAAACUAAGCAGGCCAUCCUGAUUGCUCAUUACCCUCCAGGUGUGGAAGCUGGAGAGGCUACAUUGAUUGUAGAAAAGUUAGCUGAUUAUUUGAUUUCUGUCGGUUACUAA
Molecule: messenger RNA, 381 nt
Organism: Komagataella phaffii GS115
Lineage: Eukaryota; Fungi; Ascomycota; Pichiomycetes; Pichiales; Pichiaceae
Product: Profilin, actin-and phosphatidylinositol 4,5-bisphosphate-binding protein, involved in cytoskeleton
Exons: 2
Coding region: 1-381 (126 amino acids)
Cellular component (GO): cell cortex
Molecular function (GO): actin monomer binding
Source: RefSeq, a predicted model, not a curated record